Molecule: messenger RNA, 2347 nt
Organism: Salarias fasciatus (jewelled blenny)
Lineage: Eukaryota; Metazoa; Chordata; Actinopteri; Blenniiformes; Blenniidae
Gene: zbtb22b
Product: zinc finger and BTB domain containing 22b
Biological process (GO): regulation of transcription by RNA polymerase II
Molecular function (GO): RNA polymerase II cis-regulatory region sequence-specific DNA binding; DNA-binding transcription factor activity, RNA polymerase II-specific; protein binding
Source: RefSeq, a predicted model, not a curated record
UGCUGCUGCGGGAUCCGAUGGCAGCAACAUUUGGGAAAGAUGCUCCUCAAACUUCCGGGCCUGGAUAAACUGUCGGGACGCGCUGGCCUCAGCUCGGUCCGGGUGUGUGCCGCUGCGGAAGCCCGCAGUGCCAACUGAAAGGAUGCAGUCCCUGCCUGUGGAGGUGGGCAGCAGCAGCAGCAGCAGCAGCAGCAGCAGCAGCAGCAGCGCCGCCGCCGCCGCCGCCUCCUCGGUGGUCCAGGUGUGUUUUCCCAGCGCUCAGACGUCGGUGCUGGACGGCCUGAACCGGCAGCGAGAGAACGGCAGGUUCUGCGACCUCUCCAUCCACGUGCAGGACCGCGUGUUCAAAGCCCACCGCUGCGUGCUGGCAGCAUCCUCGCCAUACUUCCAUGACCAGGUUCUGCUGAAGAACAUGUCCUCCGUCUCCAUCCCGGCCGUCAUGGACCCGCUGGCCUUCGAGAGCGUGCUGAGCUGCGCCUACACCGGCCAGCUGCGCAUGCUGCGCGAGGACAUCGUCAACUACCUGACGGUGGGCAGCGUCCUGCAGAUGUGGCACAUCGUGGACAAGUGCACCGAGCUGCUGAAGGAGGGCCGAGCCGCGGCGGCGGCGGCGGGAGGCGGGGGCGGCGCGCAGGAGGCCUCGGGCGGCGGCGGGGCCAGCGGCUCCGCCAACCCCGGCUGCAGCAGCAGCAACGGGGACGGCGGCGCUGGGACGGGCGCCGAGGUCAACGGAGGUCAAGCCCACGCCGCCGAGUCCGGGGAGGCGCCGCGAGCCUCGCAGCCGCCCAGCCGGCCCUCCGUCAGCGAGAGCCAGUCCCCCAGCAGCACCAACUACUUCAGCCCCAGAGACGGAGGCGGCUUCGGGCCCGGGCCCGCCGCCGCCGCCGGGCCAGCCUGCAACACCCCCAGCUACUGCACCCCGUCAGGGGGGGAGGAGGAGGACGAGGAGGUGGAGGACGAAGAGGAGGAGGAGGAGGAGGAGGUGGUGCUGUACCAGCACAGGAAGAGAGGGCGAGAGGGAGGCAGCUGGAGGAGGAAGAAGACCAGCUCGCUGUCGGAGCAGGAGGUCGGCGUCAGCGACAGCUUCGGCGUGUCUUCGUACCAGGACGGCGAGGACUCGGCGCUGCCGCUGCAGAAGCGCCCCACCUACAGCCAGCCCAGCAUCAUGCCGCGCAAGCAGUGGGUGGUGGUGAAGACGGAGCGCAGCGAGGACGACGACCUCAUCGUGGUGUCCGGCGAGGAGGGCGGCGAGGACGAGGAGGAGGAGGAGGAGGACAGGGAGCUGGAGCUGGCCCAGGACAGGGAGCGGGAGAGGAACAACCUGAACAUCUCCAACGUGAGGAGCCUGUCGGCGGAGCUGGGCGGCCGGCCGGACGCCGAGCUGGACUCCCAGGUGGACUACUGCCAGUCCUCGGAGGACUACCUGAAGUUCGAAGGCAGCCUGAUGGAGCAGACGCUGAGCCAGCACCUUCAGGACGGCGCCGCGGCUCCGGGCCAGGGCGCCAGCCGGGCCGUGUCGGCCCUGCUGGGCCAGGUCCCGUCCCGCGCCCAGCUCUUCCCCCUGGACAUGCAGGGGAACCAGAUCCUGCUGUACAGCCAGGCGUCCGGCCUCGGCCUGGACGCCGCCGCCGCCGCCCCGCCGCUCGGCAUGAUGGGCGGAGCCUCCUUCAAAGGGCCCAGCCUGGAGCACGGCACCGUGCACCUGUCGGUGCAGGGCGCCCUGGGCGUGGACGGGGCAGAUAACGGCGGGCUGGGAGGCGGAGGCGGUGGAGGCGGGGGCUGCUGUGGCAGCGGCGGCGGCGGCGCCGGUUCAGGUAAAGUCUUCAUGUGCCACUGCGGGAAGACCUUCACCCACAAGAGCAUGAGGGACCGCCACAUCAACAUGCACCUGGACCUGCGGCCGUUCCACUGCCCCGUCUGCGCCAAGAAGUUCAAGAUGAAGCACCACCUGACGGAGCACAUGAAGACGCACACCGGCCUCAAGCCCUACGACUGCCUCAGCUGCGGCAAGAAGUUCAUGUGGCGCGACAGCUUCAUGAGGCACCGCUCGCACUGCGAGAGGCGCGGCGCCCUGGCCGAGGGCGGCGGCGAGGACGGGGGCCGGAGGGGCGGGGGCGGGGGCGGGGCUUCGCCCCACCUCCUCCUGUCUGCUGCUCCCGAGGCGGGGCAGGGCGGCCGACCACACCUCUCCCCCGCCGCCGCCGCCGCCGCGGGGGGGCUGCUGGGCGGCGUCUGCCAGAGCCCGGGUCAGGGCGCGGCCAUGUUCGGGGGGCUGGGCCUGGGCCGGGGGGGCUGCGACGAAGCCCUCUGCAGUGACGUCGGCGCCAACGAGAGCAGCGUGACUUAA